AUGCUCUUUACCCAAACCCAUUCCAGACCCUAAUUUCAAAUAAGAACUGAAAACCCUCACCCACCCUAAACCCCCUUCUUCCAAAUUCCCAAUUUCUUCUGCCGUUCGAUUUCAGACUCUUCAUUCGGGAUUUGCCAUAGCGAUUCCUUGGUUCUCAUUCAUUCGUUGCGUGCUCGUUCGGCUGUUCUAGUCGUUCCAGUGAAGAGUUCCGUUUCAGUCAUACAACCUUGCAUGAGAAUUGAUGGCGCCAAUCCUGCAGAGCUCUCAGCCAUGGGUCGAGAAAUACCGGCCAAAGCAAGUGAAAGAUGUUGCCCACCAAGAUGAAGUUGUUCGAGUACUAACAAACACCCUUGAAACUGGAAGUUGCCCCCACAUGCUCUUCUAUGGUCCUCCUGGCACGGGAAAAACAACUACUGCCCUUGCUAUCGCCCAUCAGCUUUUCGGUCCUGAGCUAUAUAAGUCUAGGGUGCUGGAGUUGAAUGCAAGUGACGAUAGAGGGAUUAAUGUUGUUCGAACAAAGAUAAAAGAUUUUGCUGCUGUUGCUGUUGGUACUAAUCAGUGUAAAAAUGGUUAUCCUUGUCCACCAUUUAAGAUUAUUGUUCUAGACGAGGCAGAUUCAAUGACUGAAGAUGCUCAGAAUGCCCUGAGGCGUACAAUGGAAACUUACUCUAAAGUUACAAGGUUCUUUUUUAUAUGCAACUAUGUUAGCAGGAUUAUAGAACCACUUGCUUCAAGGUGUGCAAAAUUCAGGUUCAAACCAUUAUCAGAAGAAAUCAUGAGCAGCCGGAUAUUAUACAUCUCCCAAGAAGAGGGACUCUGUCUUGAUGCUGAGGCUCUUUCAACCCUGAGUUUUAUUUCUCAUGGAGAUCUUCGCCGGGCAAUCACAUACUUGCAGUCUGCAGCUCGCUUAUUUGGAUCUUCAAUUUCUUCAGAGAAUCUGAUUUCUGUGUCUGGGGUUGUUCCGGCAAAGGUUGUGGAGGCACUUCUUAAAGCUUGCAAAAGUGGUAAUUUUGAUUUGGCAAACAAGGAAGUCAACAAUUUCAUUGCAGAGGGAUAUCCAGCUUCUCAGAUGCUUACUCAGUUAUUUGAGGCCAUUGUUGAAGAAAAUGACUUAUCUGAUGAACAGAAAGCAAGAAUAUCAAAGAAGCUGGGUGAAGCUGAUAAGUGCUUAGUUGACGGUGCUGAUGAAUACUUGCAACUUCUUGAUGCGGUCAGCAAUACGAUUAAAGCUUUUCACAGCUUGCCAGAAGCAUUUGCUUACGAAUGUUAGAUAUUGGAUAAAUGUAAAGAAAAAGAAUCACGUGUAAUUCUGUAUCACAAAAUCAGAUUUGAUUACGUUUUUAACUUGCUUUAUGUAGAAGUGGAUUUUGAAGGAUUCAUCCAGCUUGGGUAAUUGUACUCAAGUAAAUGGCCCCGUAGCAAGCAAUUGGAUAACUGGCAUAGGACAUUCCUGCGUACAAAAUUGACGCUUCUUCGGAUUAAGUGAAGAGUAUAUAACGGAACGAACAAUUUUACUGUUUUUGCACUCAUAUAAAGCAGUUAAGCACUCCUUUCAUCUCAA
This is a messenger RNA of Glycine soja, 1561 nucleotides long. Its product is annotated as replication factor C subunit 2-like. Gene Ontology annotation, biological process: DNA repair; DNA-templated DNA replication. The transcript is spliced from 13 exons. NCBI's taxonomy places the organism in Eukaryota, Viridiplantae, Streptophyta, Magnoliopsida, Fabales, Fabaceae. The coding region runs from base 242 to 1270 and encodes 342 amino acids. Gene Ontology annotation, cellular component: nucleus; DNA replication factor C complex. The record is from RefSeq and is a predicted model, not a curated record. Gene Ontology annotation, molecular function: ATP hydrolysis activity; ATP binding; DNA clamp loader activity.